Molecule: messenger RNA, 5665 nt
Organism: Eufriesea mexicana
Lineage: Eukaryota; Metazoa; Arthropoda; Insecta; Hymenoptera; Apidae
Gene: Sur
Product: Sulfonylurea receptor
Exons: 31
Coding region: 206-5461 (1751 amino acids)
Biological process (GO): transmembrane transport
Cellular component (GO): membrane
Molecular function (GO): ATP binding; ABC-type transporter activity; ATP hydrolysis activity
Source: RefSeq, a predicted model, not a curated record
CCGUCAAGCAGAAAGCACGCGUGCUCCUCUCCGCGAGCGACCGACGCGCACGUGCGUGACCAGGAAUACCGAUUCGAAGCCGGCAAGUGGUUCCUGGGCCCAUCGCGACUCCAGCAUCCCGAUGAACUGGUUGGAGGCAAAAACCGAGGAACGAUGUCUGGCUAUCAUGAGUGUCUAGGAACCCCUUCAGCUUGACCCCACCGAGAUGGACUUCUGCAAGAGCCACAGGUUCCUCCGCGUUCUUCCGCAACCCCGAAGACGCGUGGUGUGGUCCUGGCGAGCGGAGAACAGCACGUACUUCCGGUUCACGGAGAACGACGACAUCGAGGAGUGCCUGGUGGAGCUCGUCAACGUCUCCGUCCCACUUGUCGCGAUUCUCGUCGCGUUAAUCGUCGUUCUACGAUACAAGUGCAGCAAACAGCCGAAAGAUUGCAGGAGUCUACUGCCAUUUCAUGUAACGAGGACACUCUUGUGCAUGGCAGUGUUAACAGUGCUUUUUCUGGAGCUCUGCGAGUCCCUGCUCACGUCGAUCUCUUGCUCCUCGAUCCUUACGAUCGUAGCCACCCUUUGCUGCUGGAUCCUUCACAGGGAGACCGAGGUCAGAAGUGGUUUUGGGACCGCCAUAUCUGCUGGGAUCUUCGCUGCGAUUGGUUUAUCACGAGCAUGGAAAUUCAUGUACUUCUCUAGAUGUGGUCUAUCCCUCGAACACGUUCGAUUUGCAACCACCAUGAUCACCGCCAUUUUCUCUGGUCUCUUCGCUGUUUUGGACUCUUACACGAUCUACCUUAUGACGAGGAGGAGGAGAAGCCACUUGAUCAGCCGAGGGGUAUGUGGAAGAACGGUGUACAAACACGCAGAGGCGCCGUUCCUCGACAGGAUCACCUUCCAUUGGGUGAUCGACCUGCUGUCCAAGGGAUACGGCACGCCCCUGGAUAACCAGGACCUUGGACAACUUCCUGAGGAAGAGACCACUAGACGCCAGUUCGAGAAGUUUCGAAAGGUCUACGAGGAGUAUAAGAAGAGAAAUGAGAAGCUGUCUCUCUGGCGAUGCUUUUGGAAAAAGAUAUGGUGCCCGUUUGCCAUUGGAGGGCUAUUAAAAUUGCUGGGGGACGCUACAACCCUUGUGGGACCAAUGUCUAUUUCCAAAAUCCUGGACUACGUCUCCGUCUCCCAAAAUGGAACAAUGAAUCGAAACACUGUGACUGCCAUGACGUUUCCUGAAAUCCUGCAAAAUGGUUAUUUUCUGGGCCUUCUGGUGUUCUUCUUCUCCUUGCUGCAGAGCACUCUGAGCCAGACUUCCACUCACAUCCUCUGCGUUGAAGGAAUCCGCUUGAAGACUGCUCUUCAGGCGCUGUUGUACGAUAAGGCUUUGCGUUUGUGCUCGUGGAGCAUCGACGAGGAGGAUAGUCCACCAGACAAGGAAAAGGAACAGAAUAAGUGUCAGCAAUCAGCUGAUAUAGGAACCUUAACCAACCUUAUAUCAGAAGACGUGUAUAACCUGAUGAGCUUCUUCUGGAUUGGACACUAUACAUGGGCAAUUCCAUUGAAGAUCACUGCAAUAAUUUUUCUUCUCUACACAAAAUUGGGCAUCAGUGCAAUCAUUGGGGCAUUUUGUUGCAUAUUAAUAGUGACGCCACUGCAAUUAAUCCUUGGAAAGAAGAUGUCGGAAAAUUCCAAGUUGGUCGCUAAGAGCAGCGAUGCCAGGCUACGCUUGGUCAACGAGAUCUUCCAAGGGAUGAGGCUGGUGAAGCUCAGAGCCUGGGAAAAUAUCUUCGAGGAGAAGAUAAGAAGAACGAGAGACGAUGAGCUGAAGAUGCUGGACAAAGAUUCUUUCUAUUGGACCCUCAUCAACUUUCUUACUCAUGCUUCGUCGGUCCUGACGACACUUUUCACUUUUGCCGCUUACUUUUGGCUGGAAGACCGAAGUCUCGAGCCCGGAAACGUGUUCGCUAGUCUGGCUCUGUUCUCGCAGCUCACGGUGCCUCUCCUCAUCUUCCCCGUUAUGAUACCUAUCAUCAUCAACGCUAUGAUCUCCACGAACAGAAUGGAAGAGUUUCUUCAACUUCCGGAGAUUGACAACGUGUUGCCUAAUUUUGAUGACAAAUCCGAGAUCGCUGCAUCGUCACAGACCAAUUCUGUCGAAGAAAGUACCGUGGACACCAUGAAGACACACAACACGCCCACUUUUGGAUCACUGGACAACAUCAAAGAGGACGAAGAGGAUGGACAAUCCUGCGGCUUGAAGGACUAUACUUUAGACAUACACUCUUCCGUGGACACAGUUUUCGAGAAAGACCCGGAAGUUCCAGUGCUUAGAAUGAAGGGUUGUGGAUUUUCCUGCGGAACAGAGGAAAGUCUGCUGUCAAUAGCCGAUCUUAGCUUUCCACGUGGUCAGCUGACUUUAAUCGUCGGGAAGACAGGAAGUGGAAAGACUUCUUUGUUACUGGGAAUGUUGGGAGAGAUCCAAAGAACAGUGGGGUCGAUCGAGUGGGCUAAAGACUCCAAAGUGGCGUACGUGGCUCAGAGACCCUGGCUCCAGAACACCACGCUGAGAGAGAAUAUUCUCUUCGGCUCUCCGUACAAACUGAGGAAAUACAGAAGCAUCUUGAAGGCUUGCGCCUUGCAGCCGGAUGUGGACAUUCUUCCUGGUCGAGAUUUCACGCGGAUAGGUGAAAAAGGGAUCAAUUUAAGCGGUGGUCAGAAGCAGAGAGUGACCAUAGCUAGAGCACUCUACAGCGACGCGGAUGUUAUAAUAAUGGAUGAUCCACUGUCUGCGCUGGAUCAUCAAGUUGGACAGCAGAUCUUCGAUCAGGGGGUGCGGAAGCUGCUGCUGAGGAGCGGACGCACGGUGAUCAUGGUUACUCAUCGCCUGGAACUGUUAUCCACUGCUCAUCAAGUGAUCGUUAUGGAUGGCUGCCGAAUUCGAGCAGUCGGGACGAAAUCAGCGAUCGAGGACUCUGAUCCGGAAUUGGCAAACGAGUGGAAGAAGACUGAGACGAGAGGAAACGAAGGACGUGCUCAUAGGACAGCCAAGGACAGAUGGUCUUUGAUCAAACUGGUGUCCAGGAUCGGUAUCAAUGCGAAGAACAAACGACCUAGCGAUGGGUCGUGGGUCACUGACCGUGAUGCUCACGUGAAUCCUCCGAGUUUCGUACCGUUAAGGAUGCGAAGAACGACCCUGUCUGGGUCGAGGUACUUGGCUCACGAUCUGACAGACCUGCCAGUGCCCACGGAAGAAUGGAAUGUUGGGAAGAAACGAUUGAAAUUGCAUCGAAACGCUGUCAGGUCGACCAGUCUUCAGCCUCAGAGACAGCCACCGCCUGUUCUGCGACAGAGCAGCACUCCGACGAUCCUUGAAAGCCAAUACGUCGUUCCUAGGAAAAGAAAUAACACCAUUGAUACUGGACAACGAAGCAGCGUGUUGAGACAAUUGUUCUCUGGCGGGAUCAUUAGCCCACAUCCUGACGAAAUAUCAUUAAACGGAGACAAAAGCGUCCUGCGAAGAUUGAUACCCUCCAGUUCCAACAGACAAAUGCAGUAUAGCGUUAAAAAAACUAGUCAAGAUCAGGAUAAUGAUAAUUUUCCCGUCAAACGAUUACUAUCGACGGAAUCCAGAGGAACUAACGAAUCGGAUGAAGUUGAUGGAGACUGUGAUGAAGAUGACCAAGAUGAAGACCCCCUGUACGAGGAUUUAAGUGGAAUAGUCACUAGAAUGAUCUUCUGUGACUACAUAAAGGCUGGAGGUUGGAUACCAGGUCUAAUUUACAUAGGAGUAGCCAUUUUCUGCCAGACUCUGCGAGUGUAUAUCGAUCUCUGGUUGAGUCAGUGGACAGACGAAGACAACGUGAACCUAAGCCAAAAGAGUUACAAUACCGUGUUCUAUUUCAAAGUCUACAUCGUCCUUUCCAUUGUCUUCAUACUCUCGUCCUUCGUGUGCAAUGCAACUGGUCAGUGGACAGGUGCCAGGGCAAGGAAGAAAUUGCACGAGGAAGCCGUGUCGAGGCUUCUCAGAGUGCCAAUGUCGUUCUUCGACUGCAACCCUGUUGGAAAAAUCCUGAACAGGUUCAGCGCAGACACAGGCGUCAUAGACAAAAAAAUAUCUAUGUCGAUCCAAAGGCUGACAUUCUUUGUCCUACUUUGCGGCUCUGCGAUGAUAGUGAACGUUAUCAUCUCACCCUGGUUUUUCAUCGCUGCUAUACCCACGUGUGCAGCUUAUUAUCUUGUCCAAAGAUUCUAUAGACGCAGUGCUAAACAUUUGCAAAGAUUAGACGGCAGUACAAGAUGGCCGAUCACAACGCAUUUCUCCGAAACCCUUUAUGGACUAGCAACGUUGAGAGCUUCGAAGCAAGAGAAUCGUUUCAUGGAGGAGGCAAUGAAAUGCUUAGACUCUAAUACGAACGCGUUCCUGCUCCUGAAUUCUAGCAGUCGGUGGUUGGGUAUCGCUCUGGACUAUCUAGGCGCUGUGAUAGUGGGCUCCGCGACACUCGCAGCUUUAAUUUCUGCGGAAUUAUAUCCAGAUCGUGUUACGCCUGCUCUAGUUGGCCUGGCGAUUAAUUACACCCUGCUUGUGCCAAUUUACUUGAAUUGGGUGGUGAAGUUCACCGCGGAGACCGAGAUGUAUUUUGGUAGCGUAGCUAGGAUCUCCACUUACAGAUACGCUCCUGUCGAAAACUACCAACAGAAAGUCUCCCACGUACCUGACAAUUGGCCCAGUCGAGGUGAAAUUAUCUUUGAAAACGUCUCCCUGAGAUACGUUUCACAAAGGGAGCCAGUGAUAUCGAACCUGACAUUGAGAAUUCCAGCAGGCCAGAAGAUUGGAAUCUGUGGAAGGACCGGAAGUGGCAAGUCUUCGACAGUGAUGGCGCUGUUUCGAUUAUUAGACAUUACCCAUGGACGAAUAUCAAUCGAUGGUAUAGACGUUCGUCAAGUUCCCUUGGAAGUCCUUCGCUCGAGACUUUCGGCCAUUCCUCAGGACGUGAUCAUGUUCAGUGGUACCAUUAGAGAAAAUUUGGAUCCUCUGUCAGAACACGUGGACGAAGAACUCUGGACUGCCUUGGAGGUGGCCCAAAUCAAAGACACCGUGGCUUCUCAUCCCGAAGGUCUCAACUUCGAAGUGAAAGAAGGCGGUGAGAACUUCUCUUCCGGUCAGCUGCAGCUGCUUUGUAUGGCGCGAGCGAUCCUCCGGAAGUCGUCGAUCGUCGUCCUUGACGAAGCAACCAGCGCUCUCGACGCUGUCACUGAAAAGAGCCUCUUGAAAGCGGUCUCGACCGCCUUUAGGAACAAGACGGUGAUUGCUAUCGCGCAUCGGGUGUCAGCGUUGCUGGGCUGCGAUCGGGUGAUCGUGUUCCACGACGGGAAGAUCGUCGAGGAUGGAUCGCCCGUGGAUCUGGCGCAAAGGCAGGGUGGAUUCUUCGCGAAUAUGUUGAUGUCCAACGAGGAGAAUCAAGUGGCUGAUCGCUGAGGAGAGACAAGCAAGGAACAGCGAUAACGAUACAAUCGAAAGACUGGGAUAGACGAACGUAUCUACUAUGUUCGAUCACAAAGUAUUUAUUUUUGAUAUGGACGAUAAAUAUAGGAUAUAUAGCGAUAGAAAUACCUGAAAUAUUUUUGUAAAUACCAUCGAGAUACACUACAGCGAUCGUUGAUCGAUCUGAGACAGAUUUCG